This is a messenger RNA of Dendronephthya gigantea, 1200 nucleotides long. RefSeq lists its product as uncharacterized. The transcript has 6 exons. The record is from RefSeq and is a predicted model, not a curated record. Bases 408 to 911 code for a protein of 167 amino acids. NCBI's taxonomy places the organism in Eukaryota, Metazoa, Cnidaria, Anthozoa, Malacalcyonacea, Nephtheidae.
AAUCUCAUGUGCCGAACGUAACAACAAACGAUAAUUGGCUUGGAGUGCUUUUAUCUUUGUUUGUUUGCGCCUGUCACAUGAGGAAUACACCUUCGAGACAAUAUUAUGACUGGUUCAGUUUCAAAAUCAUAAUUCUUCAUACUUUCGUAGGAUAUUAGCCUUAUAUAAGAUCAAUAUCAACGCACCAACUAGGAUAGAAUCAACUUAGGUAUAAGUAGUCAAUAUACGUAAGUUCGUAUUUCACAAUCAUUAUUCUACCAUUGCCACUUGCCACAAGUUCUUUGCCGAUAUGUGUAGUAACAAUGAAUACAUUACAAUAAAUUAUCUUUAUUUAUUUCCGUUUUACUUCCACGGAAUUGCGAUUCUAAGAGAAAUUCAUACCGAGAAAGAAGAAGAAUGGAAGAAACAUGAGGUGGCUAUCAAAAUGCUGUUGUUGUGUUUCUCUGCGAACUGGUGGACUAAUUUCUGGUGCAUGGACUUUGUUUACAGCGCUUCUCAUGGUCUCGUUGCAAAUCGUUAAUGUUAUAUCAAUGGAAAGCUUGACGCGAUACCAAAUUAAACAUGGCGAAAUCAAGCUAAAAAGUACAAAAAUCUUGGCGACGAUGGAAAUUGCGUUUGGUAUCAUACUUUUCCUUGCUUCUUUACUAUUAUCAUUAGCAGUUUUCAAGGAACGUUCUAAAUUGUUAAUUCCUUACAUUAUUGGAGUUUUGCUUUACGAAAUAUUCGACUUUUUGUCCUUGAUGUUUUACUUCGGCAAAGGUGUUGAGAUCGACUCAUCAGUGUGGAUUCCAGAUGCAUUGGUCUUAUGUAUAAAUAUCUAUUGCGUUUUCGUUGUCCUGUCUUUGUAUAAGCAGUUUGUAAGAAUUGAAAGAUGGAAUCACGUCGAUCAAAUGGACUCCUCUGAAUACUAGCUAACUUGUAUGUUAUUCCUAUUUGCAACCAGCAACUGUUAGUUAACACUAAUUUCGCACUGAAGAAUAAUGCAUGAUGGAACAACGUGUUGAAUUAUGAGAAUUCCUUACGAAAAAAUACUCCGACAUUAGGACGCUGUUUUGUUCACCCUGAACUGAAGAAGGAAAAAAAAUUAAAGUUGAAAAUUUGAUCUUAAUUUAAAUAUUAAAUCAUUAAUGCCUCGUGUAUUCUGAGGUUUUAGAGAUAACACGUGUAUACUUUUUGGAGCAUUUUUUCUUCAAAUAUUUA